Messenger RNA from Diabrotica balteata, 1143 nucleotides. NCBI's taxonomy places the organism in Eukaryota, Metazoa, Arthropoda, Insecta, Coleoptera, Chrysomelidae. The record is from the annotation of a GenBank genome assembly.
GUCAAUAUUAUGUCAAAAUAGUUAAAAAUGGGGCUCGAUUAUUAUGGAAUUUUACAAAUACCAAGACAUAGCACAGACUUGGAUAUAAAAAAAGCAUAUCGAAAUUUAGCGCUAGAAUUUAAUAAACGAUUACUUGUCGAUAACCAUGCACGACAGGUUUUCUCUCUUAUUGGAGAGGCAUACGAUGUUCUUAGCGAUCCUGCAAGAAGAGCAGUUUUCGAUCAGUAUGGCGAAGAAGGACUAAAAGGAGGAGUACCUACAGUAGAUGGUUGUUUUCCAGCUUAUCGAUAUCACGGCGAACCUAUGGUUACAUACAAAGACUUUUUUGGAACUUCUUCGCCAUUUGCAGACUUACUAGAUGUUCUAAAGAACCCACCCUUGUUACACGAAUUGUCAGAUGGUACAAAAUGUAUUAAGAAAAAGCAAGAUCCAAUAAAACAUCCAUUACAUCUAACUUUACACGAAAUAUAUUUUGGCGGUGUAAAGAAAAUGAAAAUUCAUAGAUUAGAGUUCAAUAACGAUGAAAGAACUGUCACAGAAGUUAAAGAACACAUUUUGAAUGUACCUAUUAAACCAGGAAUUAAACAAAAAACUGAAAUUGUAUUUCCAGAAGAAGCUGAUCAGAAUCCUGCUACGAUACCUGCGGAUGUAAUAUUUAUAAUAGAAGAUAGACCACACGAAACUUUUAUUCGAGAAGGUGACAAUUUAAUAAUGACAGCAGACAUAUGUUUAGAAGAUGCACUUUUGGGAACUACUGUAACGGUUGAUACAAUUGAUCAUCGAACAAUUAGAAUUCCUAUUACGGACGUUGUACACCCAGGCUACGAGAAGAUUAUAGAAAAUGAAGGGAUGCCUAUUUUAGACCAGUAUCCUAAAAAAGGAAAUUUGAUUAUACGGUUUAACGUGAUUUUUCCACAAUAUCUACCUAAGAACUGUAAAGAGGUUUUUAAAAAAGGGUUCCAUUUAUGCAAAUUCGAAGAAGAGAGCCGUCAACGUAAAGUUAUCAAUAACAUCGUCUUGACUGACAAAAUACUUCGUGUAGAUCCUGAUGAGCGAUUGCCACCAACCAUAAAAAAUAGUUACUAAAAUUUGCACAUGUUUUUAUUCUUAUAUUAUUGUUAAAUAUAUUAAAAAGUUAGAAUA